GUAAUAUGAAAAGUGAACCACUAAAACUGAUGAUUAUUCAAGUUUAAGGGAAUUUUGUAAUACCCUGCUAUGUUAUUUCCCCAGAAUCAGCCACCUGGUGGCAAAAGUGGUAACUACCUAGUCCUACUCGCAUCUAAGUAAUUGAAGUGGUUUAUUUUAAUUUUAUUUCGAAUUUUUCCUUAUGAAAGUGGAAAUUAUGGCUGUGAACAAUCAUCAACUUGAUACCGUUAACGAAUUGGUUGAAGCCCCAACAUUGAUGAACAAAGACUCUAAAAGUAACAAGACAUACAAAUGAACUAAGAAAGCAUGUCUGAUGAAAAUGAUAAGGAGGAUGCAGCCAUAGCUGAGAAAGAUGACUCUGUUCCCACAAUUCAACCUAAUUCAUGUGAUGUGUUAAAUAGAGAGCAAAAUAUACAAAAACGUUGGCUUGAAGAUGAUGACAUUAUCAUUGGAGAUGAUGUUGAGGAGUCAAGUAAUUGUUAUGGUAGGAGAACUGAUCAGGAUGUUUCAGGUGAUGAUCAUACAGAUGUGUCUACUUGUGAUCCAGCGGUUGAAACCUCCAAGCUAAAAGCACAAAGAUAUAUGAAGCCUCAUAACAUAGAAACCCAAUCAAAUAGUGCAUUUUUAAUUCCUGGGGGACACAUGACUGAUAUAAAUUUGGAUGAUGUAUCACGGUCUCUCCAUGGUUCUCCAACAUUACUAAAAGAUCUUGGUUACACUUCCACAAUGUCAGAUCUCCCAGUGUGGAAACCCUCAUGUGAAGCCCAAUCACCAAACCCCAAUGCGGCAUUUAGGUUCUCAAAAAAGGAUUCGGAUCAAUUGGGAAAUGCAAUUCAACUCCAGAUAAAUAGUUAUAGAGAUGCUAAUGAUAAUUUAGGAGAUGAGCUUAAGGAUUAUGUAAUAGAUCAUGAAGUAAUGUCUGUGCUCAAUACGGUGUCUGUGGAAUCCUGUGAUCUUGUUAGCAAAACUGACAUUAAUCAAAAAUUUAAAGAUACACCUCAAACACCAACGCAGGCAGAAACAGUGACGUCAAAACAAGUAAAUGAUGUCAUUGAUGUGAAUUUUAUAAAUGACUUGGUGAAACUUGGUGCUCUUUCAGAUUCAAAACUGGCUAGUCCCAAUGUUCCAUUUCCUAAUGCUAAUGCUAUAGACCAAGAGAGUGAGAUGGAAAUAAACAUAGAAAGCUUUAACAUUGAUGACCAGGAUCUGAUUCAUGAACUUCCACAAUUAAUUAUUUUGAAGAUUUUUUCCUUCUUCUCUCACUCAGAGCUUUGUCAUAAAAUCAUGCAUGUUUGCAAAGCCUGGUAUUGCCUGGCCCAUGAUCCAUUAUUAUGGCAGCAUAUAUCUAUAACAUCAGACAAAGAUUUAGACAAUGGAACAAUUCUACGUUUAAUGAAAAGAAGUCCACAGUUGAAAAAACUCACGAUGUGGGGCAGGAAUGAACUCAACCAAACUCUAGUCUCAUCCUUUAUAAGAUACACCCCAAAAUUAAAAACACUAAUCCUUGAAUUCUGUCAUAAUGUGAAUUCAAACAUGUUGAGAAUUUUCAUUAAAAAUUGCUCAAAAAUUUCUGAGUUGAAUUUAGAAGGCUGUGAUCAAAUAGAUGCAAAUUGUGUGAACAUGAUAACAGACCUUCAGUACAUUUGCAAGCUCAACUUGUCUCAUUGUGUAAAGCUAACUGAAGAUGAUAUUGUGACAUUAGUGCAUGCUGCAGAGCCUAACCAGUUUGUGGAGUUCAAUAUAGAUGGCAUCUCAUGUAUUACAGACAGCGUAUUGGAACAACUUGUGUUACAUCAUCAAUCAAGCCUCACCAGUCUCACAAUAGAUGGAGCUGAGAUAUCAGACGAAAGUAUGGCACAUAUUUCCAACUGUGAGAACAUGAGAAAGUUCAGUAUUUCCUUCGCUGAGCUACUUACAGACAAAAGCUUGAUUUACUUGAAGAGAUUGCAGUCAUUAACAGAGCUGAGACUUAAAAAGGGUAUAGGGUUUUCUACAGAGGUUUUACAAGAUUUCUUUGAAAGUCAUCAACUGAACCUGGAGUACCUUGAUCUCACAGAGUGUACCUUCCUCCAGGAUUCUGCAGUUUUCCAAAUAACCAAACAAUGUGGUAAAACCUUGAGAAGUCUUGCAUUAUGUUGGUGUUGGGACCUGACAGAUGAUAGUCUCAUCUCAAUAGUGGACAACUGCCCAAACAUCAGACAUCUUGACCUAACUGGACUGGACAAAAUAACAGGGAGUUGCUUGGACAGAAUACCAGAAGAAAUGCCCCACCUGAAGUUCCUAGAUCUGCGACAGUGCAAUAAUAUUAUUGAUGAGUUGAUACAAGAUGUUGUGCGAAGAAAGAAGGAUUUGACUGUGAUUAACUAUUAUGGAGAGGAAUUCUCAGUAUUUGGCAACACCCUGUAUGUAUCCUAUUAAACAUUUGUGAAUCAUACUAUGUAUGUCAUACUUAAAAGGAACACUGAUCUGGCUUUGAGACAAUAUUGCUUGGAUACAACCAUCUCAAAUGAUUCUGCAACACUACCACCUCAUGUGCAACUUAUACUGCUGGUACUCACCAAGUCAAAUGGAGAUGCACUGGCCAACUUGGGGCAUUUACUCUUGAGUGUCUAGGAGUCAAUGGAGACUUUCACCUUGCAUGUAAAAUUGAAAUGGCAACGUAUAAAUCACCCUAUACAAAUGCAUGUUCUCAAAUGAAUAAUCGUUCAGUUACAGUGUUUACUUAGUCUGUUACUUAGGCUACAUUACAUCGUGUAAUAUGUCAAUGAUUGUUAUAUAGCUGGUUUUCUAUGAUACAUACCUUCAACAAGCUCAUUUUGUAAGAUAUUUGGAGCUAAAACAUGUAUGACAUACAUCAUUUUCUUCAGAAAGCAUUAUACUGUGCACUGAAAUCAAAAUUGCCAACAUAGUAUUCAACAGACAUGAGUAGAAUGAUUAACGUUGACAACAACAUGAAAUU
This is a messenger RNA of Owenia fusiformis, 2959 nucleotides long. NCBI's taxonomy places the organism in Eukaryota, Metazoa, Annelida, Polychaeta, Sabellida, Oweniidae. The record is from the annotation of a GenBank genome assembly.